Messenger RNA from Bactrocera dorsalis (oriental fruit fly), 1319 nucleotides. RefSeq lists its product as uncharacterized. The transcript is spliced from 2 exons. NCBI's taxonomy places the organism in Eukaryota, Metazoa, Arthropoda, Insecta, Diptera, Tephritidae. Bases 224 to 997 code for a protein of 257 amino acids. The record is from RefSeq and is a predicted model, not a curated record.
UAAUCUAUUUUUAAAUAAUACGCUAAUUUUUGUAAAACUGACUAUAUACCAAGCAAUAUAUAUAUAAAUACAUAUAUAUUCACCAACACAAGCGCAACAAUGAAGCGUCAAUAAAGAAAAAAACAAUACUUACAAAUAUAGCCGUCCAGUCACCUCGACCACUUCACGCCCCACUGUCGACCCCACCAAGCUGAGCCUAUCAACAACUCCGUUGCCGCUCACCAUGUCCACGUACACACCUUUCUCGAAGCGCUCCCAUCAUGAUGACGAGCAUGAUGAACCGCAGCUGUCUUUUGUCUCCUUGAAUCUCGAUCACGAUCUCGAGAGUGGCGAAGAGGAGGCCAAAAACGAUGAGCACGACACUGAGCACGAACACGAACAUGAACAUGACAGCUUCGAUGCUGACGAUGAGGAGCCGGAGGAUGAGAAGAAGCGCACAUUGCCCGUCUAUGAGGGCAACAAUGAUUUGCAUAACGGCAACAGCAAAGAAUCAGCCGAACAUCAAGUCGAACAAGAUGUACACAACGAUGCACAACAACAACAACAGGAAGCGGGCGAAGAGGAGGACGAUGAUGCCGCCAACGAAGAAAACAACUCAGCUUCGCAUGAGGAUAGCGUUGAUGAUGUCGAUACCAAGCGCAAUACAGUUGGUGAAGAUCAAUUGAAGACAUUACCGGUACCGGCUAUCGCCGCGCCCGCCGAAGUACCCACCGUUGAGGUGCGUCUCAAGCAGAUCUCACAGGAGAUUGAAAAAAUGGCCGCUGCCAGCAAUGAAAAUCAACGACAUAAUCUGCCAGCGGCUGGUGUAUUACAUCAUGACAAUAACAACAAUGAUGUCGAUCGACAAUCGUUCCUCUCGCUCACCGAUCUCAUACGUACACUGCGUCCGAAUAAUAAGCAGAUCAUACCACAAAUCGAUUCGGAUUAUUCGAAUGCUAUGCGUGUGCUGGGCGAGACCUCAGAGGUGGUUAACAAUGAGGAUGUGCAUAAGUUCUAAAGCAAGGUUAUGUAAUGAAGAGGAAAAAGUGGAAUGGAGAGAGAGAGAGAAAGGAGAGCGAAAGCAGCAGAGCAAAAAAAGACAAGGAGUGACCUUCGAAAUGAGAGCGCGAUCAUGAGAAAAAAAUGAUAUUGAGAAAGAGAGCAAAAACAGUAAAAGAGAGCGAGAGAUCUUAGAGAUGCGAAAAGCGUUUUUGUGGAAAAAAGGAGAAAAUAUGCAAAUGUAUAAGAAAAGAGACAAAAGUAAAAAAGUUGAAUAAAGAGAGCGAAAGAAAAAGUAGCAGAGCUAAAAUGAAAAGAGAGAGGACUUAGAGUUGAGAGAU